AUGACGCUCUACUACUCCCUCGUCUUCCUCCUGCUUGUGGCGGAGAUGGCGCUCUUUAUGCUGCUCGUCAUCCCCAUGCCCUUUGGGCUCCGCCGAAGGAUCUUCACCUUCAUCUCCGAGAAUCCCAUCAUAGCGAAGCUACAGUAUGGCUUGAAGAUCACCUUCAUCUUCAUUCUCAUCCUCUUCAUCGACAGCGUUAACCGCGUCUACCGGGUGCAAGUGGAGUUGGCAAAUGCCACUGAUGGUUCCAAGGGCAGCGCCGCAAUCAUGGGCCACGAACGCCUCGAGGUCCAGGCACGCAAGUUCUACUCCCAGCGAAACAUGUACCUCUGCGGUUUCACCCUGUUCCUCUCCCUGAUUCUGAACCGCACCUACAUCAUGAUCCUCGAAGUCCUCCGCCUCGAGGAGAAGCUCAAGCAGUACGAGGGCACGGACAAGAACACCAAGCAGAGCGAGAAGCUGGCUGUUGCCGGCGAGCCCGGCGAGAUUGCCCGCUUGAAGAAGGAGCUCAAGAAGAAGGACACCGACAUUGAGACACUCAAGAAGCAGUCCGAGGGCCUGCAGAGGGAGUAUCACGAUCUUACGGAGAAGUAUGGUGCCACCCAGACCCCGGCUGGCAGCCGCAAGGAGAAAUAG
Neoarthrinium moseri is the source of this 636-nucleotide messenger RNA. RefSeq lists its product as uncharacterized. Gene Ontology annotation, biological process: endoplasmic reticulum to Golgi vesicle-mediated transport; intracellular protein transport. Bases 1 to 636 code for a protein of 211 amino acids. NCBI's taxonomy places the organism in Eukaryota, Fungi, Ascomycota, Sordariomycetes, Amphisphaeriales, Apiosporaceae. Gene Ontology annotation, cellular component: endoplasmic reticulum membrane; endoplasmic reticulum. The transcript has 4 exons. The record is from RefSeq and is a predicted model, not a curated record.